Molecule: messenger RNA, 7901 nt
Organism: Leucoraja erinaceus (little skate)
Lineage: Eukaryota; Metazoa; Chordata; Chondrichthyes; Rajiformes; Rajidae
Product: F-box/LRR-repeat protein 20
Exons: 15
Coding region: 293-1576 (427 amino acids)
Biological process (GO): SCF-dependent proteasomal ubiquitin-dependent protein catabolic process
Cellular component (GO): SCF ubiquitin ligase complex
Molecular function (GO): protein binding
Source: RefSeq, a predicted model, not a curated record
GCAUACUCCAGGGAGGCAUGGAUACAAUGCCGGCAAUUUCUAUUUGGCGUAUUCAUAUACUAUUUUAAUUGCACUAAAUAAAUAAAUACUGAUACAUUGAAUUGGUGCUCCAUAGAUGUGUGUUUUUGUCAUCAUUAGUGAAAAACAUUGCUUUGUAAUGUCAUGGGCAAAGGCUCGGAAGUUUUAGUGCUUUUGUACUUUGUUCUGUUGUUGGUGAGGGCGGGGAAGGAGAAGGGCGAGUGGAGGAAGAAAGACGGAGCUUACAAACAGCAUGUCCUGACAUGCUCGGUGAAUGCCCAGUCUCUAUAUGUUCGCGAAUAACGAUGAAGCUGCGAUAAACAAGAAACUACCAAAGGAACUUUUACUCAGAAUAUUCUCCUUUCUGGACGUAGUCACCUUGUGUCGCUCUGCUCAAGUCUCUAGGUACUGGAAUGUCCUGGCACUGGAUGGUAGUAACUGGCAACGGAUCGACCUGUUUGACUUCCAAAGAGAUAUAGAGGGUCGAGUAGUAGAGAAUAUUUCUAAACGAUGCGGUGGUUUUUUACGAAAACUUAGUCUGAGAGGAUGCCUCGGAGUGGGCGACAACUCUUUACGGACCUUUGCUCAGAAUUGCAGGAAUAUCGAACAGUUAAAUUUGAAUGGAUGCACAAAAAUCACAGAUGCAACCUGUACUAGUCUAAGUAAGUUUUGCUCGAAGCUAAGAAGUUUGGAUCUAGCGUCAUGCACGUCGAUCACAAACUUUUCUUUGAAGGCUCUGAGUGAAGGAUGUCCGCUUCUAGAACAGCUGAAUAUAUCCUGGUGUGAUCAGGUAACAAAGGAUGGAAUUCAAGCACUGGUGAGGGGCUGCGGUGGACUGAAGGCUCUGUUUCUGAAAGGAUGCACACAGCUUGAAGAUGAAGCUUUGAAGUACAUUGGUGCUCACUGUCCCGAGCUGGUCACUCUGAACCUUCAGACUUGCUCUCAGAUCACAGACGAGGGGCUGAUAACGAUUUGUAGAGGAUGCCAUAAACUGCAGUCACUCUGUGUCUCUGGCUGCAGUAACAUCACGGAUGCUAUUUUGAAUGCAUUGGGACAGAAUUGCAUUCGACUUAGAAUAUUAGAGAUUGCUAGAUGUUCGCAGUUAACAGAUGUGGGAUUCACCACGUUAGCCCGAAAUUGCCAUGAGCUUGAGAAGAUGGACCUGGAAGAGUGUGUUCAGAUUACAGACAAUACUUUAAUACAGCUUUCUAUUUACUGUCCACGGCUCCAAGUGUUGAGUUUGUCUCACUGUGAAUUGAUCACUGACGACGGUAUCCGCCAUCUUGGGAACGGGGCCUGUGCUCAUGACAGAUUGGAAGUGAUAGAAUUGGAUAACUGCCCGCUGAUCACAGACGCCUCGCUGGAGCAUCUAAAGAACUGUCACAGUCUGGAGAGGAUAGAGCUGUACGAUUGUCAACAGAUAACACGUGCUGGGAUCAAGAGACUCCGAACUCACUUACCCAACAUCAAAGUCCAUGCCUACUUUGCUCCAGUGACACCCCCUGCAUCAGUGAGUGGUGGUCGCCAGCGUUUCUGCAAGUGCUGCAUUGUUCUAUGACACCAACUUUGUCCUGCCCAAAUCUAUUUAAAUAGCAUUGCAAUGGAGGCGAUUGAACAUGUCGUCAGUGGCGAUCCUGGUGCAUUGUGAGACUGUAUAGUAAGGGCUGUCCAAUCACUGUGGCUAUGACUGAUCGCAUGGUUACCAGGCAGCACCUGUGAUGCCCAUGUCUGUGGGUGCAGAUAUGUAGUAGUCCCAUCACUGUAUGAUUCAAUUCAGAUUUUCCCAACAACACGGAUAAUUUAUUUUUUUGGAUUUUUGAGGGGAAAGAAAAUUAGAUUCCAUGUGUUGCAGUGGGGGAAAUUCUUUACAUACCCGCUCGUGAAAAAUGUAAUGCAACCUACCAACACACACGUACUGUGAGACACAACCACAUUAUACUGUGCACUAACCCUUUUGCCCACUAUUCUCUCUGCAUGGGAAAGGAAGGGAAUUGUAACAUGGAAUUUGUGGCACGUUGGCCUGUGAAAGCUUUGCACAAGAGUUUCUUGUUGGUCCAAACCGACUGCAUAUCUGUCAUUCCUUCCCUGGAAAAGAGGCUACCAGCUGGUAUUUUAGGCUCUGCAGCUCACUAUUUCUGCUGUCUUGCACAGCUUGGCCCGUGCUACAGUCCUGCAUCCUGUAGCAUCAAGGUCGUUUGUUUUCUUCUUGAGAUACGCUGAAUAUUUUUGUUCCUUGUGAAAUGUUUGAGUCAAUGGUCUCUCCGCCCGAACGCACGGAGUACGGUUCCUCAGGUUAAUGGAUGCCUGCAGUACCACACACAACAGUCCACUGUUGAAGUAAGGUGACCAUAUGAUGACAUUGGUGUAUCAAGCAUAAUUAGUGUUUGGGGUGGGUGCAGUGCAAUAUGGUGCAUUCUGUCACAAUUCUAUCUUCAUUUGUCCUAUUUAGGUAGAAUUGAUGGAUAGAAAUUUAGAUCAGGAGCCCAAGUUAAAAUUCCAUUCAAUGAUUGUUUAGUUAAUUAUAUAAACCCCCUUUAACCUGGCUGAUGUUGAAAGACUGAGGGAAGGUGAGGAAUCAUAUACCUGGUUGGAUAAACUUACUGGACCAUGGGAGAACUGAUAGGGUUUUCUCUUUGCUUGUUUACAAGAAUGGGUGGAUUUUUUUUUAAGCCCUGUUACCUUAUUGUGCAAUACAGUCAGUUCAUGAUACAUCUUAACCCUGUGUGUUUUUGAUGUGUGUCAGUUCUUCAGUGGUUCAGAGUGUCAGAUGUGGUUAACGAUUUCCGUAGUUCCAAACAUCCAGGAAUGAAAUUGUAACAUUUCUCACGAUCCGCCUGCCUCAUUCUAUGUAACCCAUUGAACAACAGUCCCGAUCUUGUUUCAGAUAAAACACUAACAACCUACCAAUGUGUACAAGUUGUGUUCUCGGAGAUCUAAAACAUACCAGAUGUUGGAGGGUUAGAGGUAAAUGUUAAGAAUUAAAAUGUAAAAAAUGUAAAAAGCUUUUAAAAAAUGUUUUCAAUUUUACUUUGGAGGUGGGAAAGAGUGAGGACUAAAGUGAUUCAUGUGUCUUAUGUUUUCAUUCUUUAUAUUUUAAACUGAGCUUGCAGGCACUUGCUUGAAGUUCUGAAAUCAGUUCUGCAUUCCUGAAUUAUUAUUCUUGAAAGUUUCUUGAAAACAUUCAAUUAUAAAUUUACGCAUUUAACAUUUUUUUUAAAAGUUUGACCUCUCGCCAUUGGAUCCACAAACAUUUUGUUCGUGUGGGUCAUUUUGAGAUAUGGUUGCACGAGGAAAUAAGCCUGGGACUGGCCUGUGGAAGAGUAAUUGACGGAGCUGUCUCUGUAUUUAUGGCUCAGCAAUUUCAGCAGUGACUCCGGGAUUGUUAUCAUUUCAUUCAAGUUGCUUCUGACUGCAAAGGCCCAAGAGAUGGAAAUCUGCCACCUUCACAUGCCGAGUUGGCAAUUGGCGGAAUUGUAGAUGCUGCAUGUUGAAUUCUUCUUCAGGAUUUAAGUUCCAUUGAAGCCAGUGAAACAAGUUUAGAAACCUAGUACAAUGCAGAGCCAUUGCAUGUCCAGUGCAUGCAACUUUCAGCAAAUAUCCAUCCCAUUGUCUCCAGGCAAUGGGACAGGCCAUGUUAUGUGUGAAGAUCAUGGAACCCAAUCCCUCUUCAAAACGAAAUGACAAACCAAAUACACAAGAAGAGACUUUAGCUGAGUCAUUAAUUUAUUUAUUGUGGUAGAUGUUUUUCCCAACUGUUCUAUACACCAGAUGGAAGUAAUGGUAAAAUGAAGAUAAAAGUCCGUUUUUCUGUGACUUGCCUAUUAUUAUUAUUAUUAUUAUUAUUAUUAUUAUUAUUAUUAUUGAUGUACGGGUUUCCUUUUAAUUUAUUUAUUUUCUGCUUUGCUAUUCAGUCAGUCAUUUACUUUAAACAGCAAAGUUGUUUAAAAGGCUAAUUAUCUUUGUGCCCUUUCCAUCCAAUAAUAUUGUUCCUCUAAAAGCGAAUGCAAUGGAAGUUUGCUGAAAGCUGCUUCCUGGUGGCUGCCAUAUCUUUGGCAAGAGACCAAAGCUUGUAAUCUUUCCCCAAGUCGGGCUGAGCAGUCUUUAUAGAUUCUUCCUCUGGUCCUGCCUUUUCUCUACCAUAGACUCUGUUCCUGUUGCUUUUGACUUAUUUUUGGAUUGCUUCCUUAACAGCUGGCUUUCCUUGCAGACACUUAUGUUCAUCUUUUUUCUUCCCUUUUCUUGAUAUUGCCGAUUGCAAAUGCCAUUCAGCUGACUGUCCUGUAAGCUAGCGCUAUGCAAGAACAGCUGACUUGCAUGCCACAUUCAUAACAUGCCACCAGAAAAUGUUAAAUGAAUGCGUGAUUCGACUUGCAGUAACUUGUUCACAACUCUGUCUCAUCCUAUUCAUCAACACUUCCUCCAAAGGAAAAGUCCAGGAGAAUUAGUCAAUAUCUAGUUACUACUAACGUGACUUUAUUUGAUUCCCAGUAUAAUACUUGGGUUUGGUAGAAUGUUUGGAGAGAGAAACAGCUAGUGUUCUGGCUGAUGGUUUCAGUUUUGGUGGCAUUAAACUGAAUGAGCAUAAGACGGGUGUUGAAUUUUUGCUUGAUCAGUGAUUUAUUUUAACCCUGAUAUAUUUCCCGUCUCAAUGACCCUGCAGAUUUCCAUAUAGUUGUCAGUGCCUUGGGAACUAUAUGAAUAUACCUUGUAUGGUCCCCUUGUUACCUCUAACAGACACACAUAGCCUCUGGCUCCUCAGCCUAUUCAUCCAAAGCUGUUGACUUGUUUGUGUAACAUUCAGGAGUUAUCAGACAAACUUGUAGAUAUUGACAGUUUACAGUGGCUGCUGGUCUCUAUUCUAGCACUGGUAAGUUUCUGCUCUCCACCUUUCUCUGUGGCAUUGUGUUUGACAUCUCGUGCAUGAAUGUGUUGUCCUGUUAGCAGUGGGUGUUCGCUGUAGCUUUCUUGCGGUGGUUUGUUUUGGUCUUGACUCGAUAGUCCGAGCUAGAGUAAGGGAAACAGAUUUGGAUUAUUUUUGGUUGAUGAAGCCAAGAUCUGAAAGACUACAUAGAAAAGCAGUAUAGACAGUCGUCAUCAUGUCCACUUCCAUGCCAGCUGAAAAAUCCACCCACACCAAUUACCUCUUCAAUUCUUCCCCUUUACUUUGGAGCAUGUUAAAUUCUCAUCCUUUUUGGCCCAUAAUCACCUUGAAACUAUAAGUAAAAGACCAUUGUUCAUAUGAUGCAACUUUCUUCAACUUUUUCCUUUUACUUAUUGCCUUAAAUUUGUGCGCUCUAGAUGUUAACCUCUCAGAUGAAGGGAUUAAUCCUUCCCUUGUUCUAUGCAGUCCUCAAUUUUACACCUCAAGUAAAUGUCUUGCUUCAUUAGUAUCUAGAUUAAUAGCAAUCUGAUGUGGAAGUAGCAGUGGUUAAUUUAGUGGAUGUACCCAUUAUUGGUAUCUAAUAGAUUUUGGAACUUGGAUGUUAAAUAAAAUGUGCUUGGCCUGGUUCCAGCUCACUUCUGGGGUAUGAAAUUCAGAAAAUAAAUCUUUUUGGUAAUGUAGCUUGUCUGAACUAAUUGGAAAUAAGACAUUCUCCUUAUGAACCCAGUGCAGAAAAGUAUGAAACUCCAAAGACGUACAGGUUUGUAGGUAAAUUGGCUUGGUAUACGUGUAAAGUGUCAGCAGUGUGUAGGAUAGUGUUAAUGUGCGGGGAUCUCUGGUCAACGCAGACCCGUUGGGCCUGUUUCCGCGCUGUAUCUCUAAACUAAACUAAAUACUUUCCCACAUGUGCAUCAGACUCCCAUCCUGUGAUCAAUAGUGUAGGUGGGUCGGCCUGCAAAGUCAAUAGGUACAUCUACUUGGUCACAGUCUGCAAGUCUCAUUACUACACCCCAAACAUCAAUUGUCAUGGGCCAACUCUAAAGUGGUGGUGCUGUACUUGACCAAUGUGAACCUGUCGUACAUCCCUUGGAGUGAAGUUUGUCUUUCUACCAUAUUGGGUAAGACAUCCAGGGAGAUAGCAUCAAAGUAUUUGGAAAAAAUAAGCAUCAAAGACCUCAUGGCCACAAACUACACUGAAAUCUUACCAGCUCUUCAACAUGUGAGGCCUCUCUGAGGUUGGUUAGAACAAGGAAUACAGUUGUGAUGGGACUGCAUGAAAAAGGGACCAAAGAAGGGGAACAUUGAUGAUCACAUCUGUCAGAUGAUAUUUAGCUAAGCAACUUGAUGCAGGGGAACUUUAAAAAGUGAAAUAAACCACAAUGAACAAGUUGGGACGAAACUUUGACAGAAGUGGUAAAUUUCCAAUUCUCUUGGUGGCAUAUUAAUAUGAUGCAGUUACAUCGGGAUUAUUACAUUGGGAAUGCCAACAUCUGCCUGCCUCCCAUGUGUGGCUGGACAGUAUUGUGCUCAUCAGCACACCUGACUAUCCCAGCAGGUGCCCUGGUCGGCUGGAGUGGAUCCUGAUUCGAGGAGAUCAUUUUAUUUUUCUGUCUGUGCAAUAGAAAGUGGCAUUUCCAGUUUUUGUCUGUACCUGGGAUGUGGAUUUUCCAUCAAGAUCAAGAGUUUAUUUUUCACCCCUAAUUGCUCUGAGUGCAGUAGUGCGCUACUUUCUUGAUAGCAUUUUUGGACAACGGUAGCUUGUUGUGGACACUUCAGAGGUCAUUUUAAAUCAGAUCCAUUACUGUGGUCAUGCAGUCAUUAACAAACUAAUUUGUGUUUCCUUACCAACCUGAAAUGUUAUGACAAUCACUACUGACAGGUUCUAUUGACUUUAAAUUACCUAGCUCUUUGAAUCCUCUUGAACAUUAGUCCAUGCCUCUGGGAUGCUAAUGUAACACAUCCACAAUGCCUCCACCCCCACAUCUCCACAUGUGAAGUGGCUAUCUAUGUCGUCUUUUAAUUAAAAUGGUUAUAGCUUGCCACUGGUUCACAGAAACAAAGGACGUUUCUGUCCACCAGUGGGAAUGUUGCUUCAUUAUAAACUGCUGCUCUUGUUUAAGAACCAACGAAGGGCGGCUGUGAAUAGUUGUGUGCAAUUGUUGAGAAAUGGCAACCCAUUUUAUUUAGUGUCGGUAAAAAUAGUUGCAGAUCUGGAGAAUUUAUGGUGAAGUGUCCAAGUGGUCGGUUACAUAGUAUUAUAGAAUGGGCUUCCAUGUGCCCCUCCCUCAUCAGAUGAAGCUUAUUUUUUUGAAGUUGUGUGAAUAUUAUGAAUUGCACACUUUGCAAUACUUGAAGUACAACUAAAAAAAGAAAUAUUUUCACUUCAGUGUUAAUUUGACAGCUUUCUGAGAAUAUGAUAUACAACAUUGCAUUAAUAUAGCAGAAUGCUCUGUUGACAUGACCUGAUAAGGCAUACUAUCAAUUUUAAUGUAGCAGGAGUUGUGAUUUGCCUAUACUGCACUUUAUGCAGGAUCCAUAUUUGCUCACCAUUGAAUUUACACAAAUUAGCCCAAGCUACCGAGUUGGUGUUGGUCUUGGUCUUCAACCAGUUGAGUGUUGUGUUAAAUCUCAUUUGUCCAGUGUAUCCUGUAUUUGGCAUGGUAGUUAUCUUCUUUGCGGUGAUGGCUUGGCGUUGAUCUUCUGGGUUAACUGCAUUUUUAGGUUAGACACUUUAAGAUUAGGUCAACUUCUUAUGGAGUUGGGGAAUGGUUGGCCUGAUGUGAAUUUGCAAACCAACUCAAUUCCACUUUUGAAAGACCAGUGCAUUUGCUUUGGAAUCUACUUUAAAGCAAGAUCUAAAGCACUGAUGUUAACAUAUUCUGCCCAAUGACUGCAACUUUUAAUAUCUAAAAAUAUUUUCAUGUUUUCUGUGGAAAAUGUAAGGAUUUACAGACUUUUUAAAAAUCCGCUUCAAACUUCAGCGGUUGUUGGGACAGUUAAA